AUGCGGAUUUGGGGGUUAGAAAAACCACAACAUGUUCCAGAUAGAACACCACUCUACUCGAAAAAAGAUACUGAUGUCCAUACAGAUGAGGCUUCCACGUGGGGCAAAGGGUCGUACAAAACCUUUGACAAUCGUAUGUUCACUUUCAAGUCCUAUUGCAACUUCACUUUCUGUCGUCAUUGUGUUGAGUCGGGACGAGAGUUCAAUGUUGAAAUAAAUCGGAACAAGGAAGGGAAGAUUGGACGACUGUCCAUAGUGCUGGAUGGCAAUGAUAUCACGGUGAAAGGGAGUAGAAUUCUCAUCAACAGCAGAUUUGUGCAAGUGCCAUUUGACAAUAAAAUGAUUCAUAUUAAGAAAUAUGGGGACUACACCAAGCUGGAAAGCCGCAGAGGUAUUCUGACAUUACUAUGGAAUGAUAAUGAUAAAGUCUCGCUCACUCUACAUAAAGCAUAUGACACCUGUGGUCUUUGUGGAGAUAGCCGAGAUAGCAAAGGCACAGAUAUCACAAAGCUUAUUACAGACAGCAAAAUCCCAGACUCAACUUGUCCUGAACCUAUUCCUGAAGAGGGUCUGCACUGUGAGGAGGGAAGAAUGUAUUGCCGUAGUAUAAUUUCAAAGUACUUCAAAUCAUGUAAAAAUGUUGGCAAACUAUAUAAUGAAUAUGAAAGGAUAUGCAUUGAAGAAUACUGCAAAACUGGGAAUGGAGUGGAUGUAUGUCCUACAUUUUUCGAAUUAGCCCAGGAAUGUGCGUCUGGAGGUUCUGGUCCAUAUGAAAAAUGGAGAAGUGAUCCUGAUGUGGUUUGUGAUACACCUGCAUGUCCAGAAUCUGAAAUUUACAGCGACUGUGGCCCUUCCAACCAGGCAACAUGUACUUACAUGUCUCCUUACCAAGAGACUGGAUGUGUGAGUGGUUGUGUAUGCCCAAAAGGUUAUGUGCUUGAUGAUAUUAGUGGAAAUGGCAGAUGCAUCGCAAAAACAAACUGUGCUUGUAAAUUUAAUGGAAAAGUAUACAGACCUGGUGAAGAGAGGAAAGGCCUUUGUAACUCAAAAUGUACUUGCCAUGAUGCAAAAUGGACGUGCACAGAACCUUUGUGUCCAGGAAGAUGCAAAGUGGAAGGACCAUUCAUCACAACCUUUGAUGGCACCUCUUUCACCUAUGCUGGAGACUGUCACCUUGUAGCAAUCCAGGACAAAGAUUGGUCUCUGAGUGUGGAAUUGCGUCCUUGUGCCACUGGUUCAGCUGAGACAUGUCUGAAGAGUGUGACUUUGAGUCUAGGCCAGUCUCUGUCAGCAGACAGAUAUACAUUCCAUAACAAUGGCAGCUUCUUCAAUGACAAGAUAAAGGAUAGAGAUUAUUACGCAUCAGAUCAAAUCAUCAUCUUCAGGCCAUCAUCAUCCAACAUUGAAGCAGAAUUAUUUAACGGCCUAAAAUUACAGCUAGAGCUUGUCCCAACUAUGCAGCUCUAUGCCUCACUGCCAGCAAAAAAGUAUCCAAAUACUGGAGGGCUCUGUGGUUCAUUCAACAACAAAGCAGAGGAUGAUUUUAUGUCCAGCCAGAAUAUCCUGGAGGUGACAUCUGAGUCAUUUGCAAGCUCCUGGGAAAUGAUGACAUGUCCGAAACCUAAGCAUCCUUCAUGUACCAGCAUAGAAAAAGAGAGAUAUGCAAAAGAAAACUGUGCAGUACUGAAUGAUCCCAAUGGAAUAUUUGCUUCUGGCCAUUCCACUGUAGACCACAAAACUUACUAUGAGAGAUGUCUGAUAUCAACAUGUGUAUGUGAAAAAGUCAAGGAUUGCUUAUGCACAGCACUGGGAAACUAUGUCAAAGCAUGCACUAAACAUGGAAUAUACAUUACUGGUUGGAGAAAGGGUAUUUGUGGGGAAGAUUGUGAAGAGGGCAAAGUCUUCCAGUACAGUGUAAAAGCCUGCAACACCUCUUGCCGUUCCUUUUCGGAGAGAGAUUUGAGCUGUGAUGUGAUAGACAUUCCUGUAGAUGGAUGCGUCUGUCCUGAGGGCCGGUAUUUAAACAGCAAAGGAAUGUGUGUGGAACGAGAAAUGUGCGAUUGUUACAUCAAUAAUGAGGUGGUGGUGACAGGUCAAAAUAUCCACCUGGAUAAUUAUAUGUGUGCUUGUAGAAAAGGUCAGGUACUUUGCCAUAAUCCUUCUGACUUCAAACCUGUAACCUGUACAGGCGGAGCUGAAUUUAUCACUUGUUCUGACCCAAAAGCAAAGAGAAGAGUUGAUAAAACAUGCAGUGCUCUGAACAUGCCUCACUUUUCUAUGGACUUGCCCUGCAGGCGUGGAUGCUAUUGUCCUUUGGGCAGGGUUCGAAACUCUGACGGAGAGUGCAUCCUACCAUCUCAUUGCCCAUGUUCUUACAGUGGUCGGAAAUAUAAUCAAGGAAGCUCAAUCCAAGUUGAUUGCAACACCUGCACAUGUACACAAGGAUCUUGGACGUGUACAGAAAACAAAUGUCAGAGUUCUUGCCAUAUCUAUGGAGAUGGUCAAGUCCAAACCUUUGAUGGGAAGUGGUACAGCUAUGAUGGUCUUUGUCAAUAUGUCCUUGCUGAGGACUAUUGUGGUAAAGAAGAUGGAUUAUUUAGAAUCCUAACAGAGAGUGUCCCGUGCUGUGAUAAUGGAGUUACAUGCUCAAGGAAAAUCACAGUGAUUCUAGAGAAUGGCACCCUUGUUCUAGAAGAUGGAAAAUACAUGUUUAUUAAAGAUGCUGGAAGUACUCAAUGUGAAACAGACAAGCAACAGUACACUGUACACACAGUUGGACUGUAUUUGAUAAUCAAAUAUAUACAGGGAAUAACCCUAUUUUGGGACAAAAAUACAAGAGUUUCUAUUAUAAUGGAGCCAAACUGGACAAGACAAGUAUGUGGCCUGUGUGGAAAUCACAAUGGAAAUCUUCAAGAUGAACUUACUACUAGACAAGGUUUGCUAGCAGCUGGACCAGUGGAGUUUGGCAAUAGUUGGAAGACUAGCUCUGCAUGCUCAGACACAAUAGAUGAGUCUUUUCCAUGCGAUGCAAACACAUACUGUAAAGAUUGGGCCUUGAGAAAAUGUGAAAUAAUUAGAGAUUAUCGGUUCAGAGCCUGCCACAGCCGGGUUGACCCCACUCCAUAUCACAAGUCUUGCAUUGAGGAAGCGUGCGCAUGCACCAUGGAAGGGAAGUAUCUUGGAUUCUGUACUGCUGUAGCAAUGUAUGCAGAAGCAUGCUCAGCAGUUGGCAUUUGUAUACACUGGCGUACUCCAGAACUUUGCCCUGUCUUCUGUGAUUACUACAAUGUACCUGGGGAGUGUAGCUGGCAUUAUGAGCCCUGUGGGACAGUGACAGCCAAAACAUGUAAGGAUCAUGUGAUUGGCAGGACUCUUCCGUCCGUCUUGGAAGGUUGUUAUGCAAAGUGUCCUGAUAAUGCACCCUACCUGGAUGAAAACAUAAUGAAAUGUGUCCGUUUGUCAGACUGUACUUGCUUCCACAAUGACAUAAUUCUUGCUGGACAAAUCAUUUAUGAUAACUGUGGAAGAAUAUGUGUCUGCAAAGCUGGGGAGUUGGUUUGCUCUGAUUUUCCAGGCAUUCCAAGAAUGGGUGUGGUACCAAGCCUGAAAAAGACGACUGCAAAAACAGCAACCAAAGGUGUCACUGAAGGUAGAAGAGGCAGCACUCCUGGCUGGAAUACCAGAAGAACCACUGAACAUGUACAAGUUGGCAAGUCAACUGAAGCCGCAGAGAGAAUCACUACAGAAAGUGUUGGAAAUGCCAAGCGCUACAGCAAAGUCCCUCGUACCAUCUCAGGUAUCACCAGUAGCGCAAGACCCACGGGACGUGCAGGAGCUAAAAGCUCAGCUAAAGUCACGGAGAGCAUCACUACAGAAACAGUUAGAUACUCCAAGCCGGGAGGCCUUCCAAGAACCAGCAGAGGCAUCACCAGGUUUGCAACGGUCAUCGGAAGAGUCACGGAACAUAUAAGCGUUGGACGCUCAACUGAAGGCAUGGAGAGUGUCCCUGGAUAUACCAACCAACAUACUGAAGGCCCACAUGGAACCAUUUCAGGCACAGAGAUGGUAGAAAGCCAUAGGGAGCCUGCCACAGAAGGCUACAGUACUAGCCUUGCUGUGAGUGCAAGUAGCGCAACCAGGCCUGGCAAUAUUGGAAUUACAACCAGAAGUAUUGGAGGAGUUGUCACUGGCUACACCGAGGGGGUCCAAGAAGGUUUGUCUACAGCUCCUAAAACCUCUAUUGGAAGAUCUGGAGAAUGUCCGACAGUACCAGAACCAACCUCAUGUCGGUUUCAAAAUGAGUACUAUGAGAUUGGAGAAAAGUUUAAGGAUCCCAGCAAUCCGUGCCUCAAGUACACCUGUACCGCAGACGGCUUUAAAACAGAAGUUGAAGAAUGUGCUGGGCAGAGGUGGUGCAACAACGGUACAAGAAUAUAUCAUGAGAACAAAUGCUGCUAUGAUUGUGUGAAUCAAUGCAGACCAAUUCCUGUGAAGGUGGGAGUUAGUGCAAAUGGUUGUAAAAGUCACAUCUUGAUGCCAGUAUGCAGUGGUGAAUGCAAAAAAGUAAUAUCGUAUAGUGGUGUUGACCGUCAAAUGAUGAACAAAUGUUUUUGCUGCAAGGCAAAGGAACAUGUAUACAAAAAUAUCCCCAUAUUCUGUCCCACAGGAAAACUAAUCAUGUAUAAAUACAAGCACACUGUUGCCUGCAGCUGCCAAGCUUGUAAAGGUCACUAAUGUAAUCAUAUUUUAAAUGGCUUUUUGCUCCUCUUCUUCUCAAACAUGUUAAAAAUGUGAUUUUGAGAUUUGCUGAUGUUAUUUGCUACCAAUUUAAAUAAUCAUUAUUAAUGCCUGGAUCUUAAGCAAAAUCUAUAAUAUAUGUUUUGUAGCAUCUUCACAAAUCAAAACAGCAAAAUAAAUACUAUUUUGA
This is a messenger RNA of Rhineura floridana, 4927 nucleotides long. It is a transcript of the gene MUC19, whose product is annotated as mucin 19, oligomeric. Gene Ontology annotation, cellular component: extracellular matrix. The record is from RefSeq and is a predicted model, not a curated record. Lineage: Eukaryota; Metazoa; Chordata; Lepidosauria; Squamata; Rhineuridae. Gene Ontology annotation, molecular function: protein binding. The coding region runs from base 1 to 4734 and encodes 1577 amino acids. The transcript has 35 exons.